This is a messenger RNA of Gadus macrocephalus (Pacific cod), 2293 nucleotides long. RefSeq names its product WD repeat domain 46 (gene wdr46). Gene Ontology annotation, cellular component: 90S preribosome; small-subunit processome; nucleolus. NCBI's taxonomy places the organism in Eukaryota, Metazoa, Chordata, Actinopteri, Gadiformes, Gadidae. The transcript has 14 exons. The record is from RefSeq and is a predicted model, not a curated record. Gene Ontology annotation, biological process: maturation of SSU-rRNA from tricistronic rRNA transcript (SSU-rRNA, 5.8S rRNA, LSU-rRNA). Bases 75 to 1886 code for a protein of 603 amino acids. Gene Ontology annotation, molecular function: protein binding.
ACGCCGCCUGUAAAAAAACAAAGAUGAAUAAUACAUUGAUGACGUAAACAUCUCUCUGAACAUACACAAUAAAGAUGGCGUCGGCGGAGGUAGCGCUGAAACAUACACACGUGGAGAAAAAGAAAAAGGUUUCUGAGCGUUACUGGCAGGGCUCUGGUGAGGAGAAGAAGGAUGAAGCCCCGGGUGGAUCUCACGUGCCGGGGGACCAGCCAGCUCCACUGGGCAGCCAAACCAACCAGCAGACCAGUGCUUCAGAGAAGAAAAAAAAAUAUAAAGCGGAAGGAAGACAUGGAAAGAAGGCCAUAACAAGGAAGCCUGAUCCCUUCCCAGGAUCUGCACCAGUUCCUGAGGAGAAGCGGCUUAAGUUCCGGAGGAAAAUGAAAAUUGCGCAGCUUCCUCAGCAUCUCUCUAAGCUAAGGCGUGUUGUGGCUAGCUCACAGGCUGAGUCAGAAAUUACUGAAAAGGAAUCUGCCCGACACGACCAACUUCUUCUCCAAGAGGAUGCUGGUUUUCUAGAAGGAGAUGAAGAUGAGGACACGUGUACCAUCUCCCAAGAGGAUAUUGCUGAUGCUGUGGAUAUAACGGCUGGAGCCAAGUAUUUUAAUCUAGACCUAUCCCAGUUUGGGCCUUAUCGAUUGGAUUACAGCAAGACUGGACGCCAACUGUUACUGGGUGGGAGGAGGGGGCAUGUGGCCUGCCUGGACUGGCAGACUAAACAGCUGCUGUGUGAGAUCAACGUGAUGGAGACUGUCAAUGAUGUGAAAUGGCUCCAUAGCGAGGCUAUGUAUGCGGUGGCACAGAAGAAAUGGCUGUACAUCUAUGACUCCAGUGGAAUCGAGCUUCAUUGUAUACGAAAAUUCAACGAUGUUCUUCGCAUGCAAUUUCUCCCGUACCACUUUUUGUUAGCCACAGCGAGCGCAACAGGCUUCCUGCAGUACUUGGACGUGUCCGUUGGGAAGGAGGUGGCGGCCGUGGGCACCAAAGCAGGCCGGCUGGACGUCAUGUGCCAGAAUCCUCAGAAUGCGAUCAUCCACCUGGGCCAUUCUAACGGCACCGUCACCCUCUGGUCCCCCAAUCAGAAGGAAGCGAUCGUCAAGAUGCUCUGUCACCAGGGUGGUGUACGCUCCGUCGCUGUGGACAAGACUGGCACUUAUAUGGUGACGUCGGGCAUGGACAAAAAGCUGAAGGUUUUUGACCUCAGGUCCUUCAAGCCCUUUCAGUCCUACUUCCUGCCUGCCGGGGCCUCCUCCCUGGCUCUGAGCCACAGGGGUCUGCUGUCGGCCGCCACUGGAGACAUUGUCCAGGUCUACAGAGACGUAUGGAAUACACCAGUGAAAAAGCCCUACAUGGCACACAAAGUGCACGGAGCGGUGUGGGGCCUCCACUUCUGUCCCUAUGAGGAUGUCCUUGGGGUGGGCCAUGGAGAGGGCUUCACCAGUAUGCUGGUGCCAGGUGCUGGUGAGCCCAACUUUGAUGGGCUGGACUCGAACCCAUACCGAAGUGCCAAACAACGGCAAGAAUGGGAGGUUAAGGCCCUGUUGGAGAAGAUACAGCCAGAGCUGAUAUCCCUCGAUCCAGGAAAGCUGAGCCAAGUGGACUACGCCACGUUCAAGCAGAAGCAUCAGGACAAAGUCAAUGCCCUGGGCUAUGACCCACUUGCCAGAGAUAAGUUCAAGCCCCGCAUGAGGAAGAAGGGCAGAAGUUCCACUGGAGGGGUUAUAAGGCGCAAGAAUCAAGUGGCUCACGAAGACAAGAGAGAGAUCAUCAUUACAACUUUGAAGGAAAAGGCAGAGUCUGCAAAGGAAAGGAAGAAAAACAACAAUGGGGAAACAUCUGCUGUGCAGAGAUCUGCUCUGGACCGAUUCAAGAAACGGGCGGCCCCGUGAGGUCCAGCGGACGGAGUGACCUUUCGACUUUCCAUGAAGGGCGGGUUCUCGUUCGCAUUCUUGUCUACCCACUCGAGACUGUACAAUAUGCCGCUUGUUCUCGCAAUGACUGUUCAUCGCUGUCGCUCAUGUAGACAUGGUUCUUAUGGGUGCAAAAGUUCCAACUCUUCAACUAGGUCCCCUGUCUAACCCAAAGCCACUUUAUUGAUUCCACAAACCAUUUAGUUAUUUUCUGUCUUGCUUCAGGAAAGUAUGUAACCACAUGGCUUGAAGGGUCAAUUCGCACACUCAGCUGCUUCCAUUUAGUCAAGAUGAUUGCCAGAUGAGUUAUUUGUACUGCAUCACUUUUUUUUUUUUUUUUUUAGAACAUUGUGAUGCAGAUAAUUAAAAGAUUCUCAUGAAGCAAG